Drosophila virilis is the source of this 3832-nucleotide messenger RNA. RefSeq names its product monocarboxylate transporter 14. Gene Ontology annotation, molecular function: monocarboxylic acid transmembrane transporter activity. NCBI's taxonomy places the organism in Eukaryota, Metazoa, Arthropoda, Insecta, Diptera, Drosophilidae. Gene Ontology annotation, cellular component: membrane. Gene Ontology annotation, biological process: monocarboxylic acid transport; transmembrane transport. The record is from RefSeq and is a predicted model, not a curated record.
UCGAUAAUGCAUAAGAACUUUGAGUAACAACAAUUUAACAAUAACAACACACGCACACAACCCAUAUAACGGCAACUAAACCUUCGCCACUGACUCCGUGAGAGCAGAACUAAAGAGCGGCAAAGCGCCAAAGCCAUUGUAGAGUGUGGGAGUAGCAGAGAGCGCAUUAAAUGCUGAGCGCGCGCAAAGAUAAAACACAGUAGCAGCAGCAGCAGCAGCAGCAGCAAAAGCAGCAGCAGCAGCAGCAACAGCGACGUCGACAGCGGCCGUUCUAGGGCUCGCAUAACUCGCAACGGCGCCGAGCGCGACACUUCGGCCACGCAUAACAGACAAUUCGACGACUGAGACUCCCUCUGCAACUGUUGGCGGGGGCGAGCGUGUGGGCGCGCGCAAGUGAAAAACGAAAUUGCAAUUAAAAGAAAUUUUGUUCCGAACUUAAAGUUCCGAAGUUAAAAAGCAAAAGCAAAGAGUGUGCGCUUAGAAAACUAACGGCUUAUUAAAAGCAACUCAAAAUCAACAGUAAAACACAAUUAUGGUGGACACUAAUAGCAAUGCUGGUUCCACGGCAGCUGCCGUUGGCAACUCGGCGGCACGCCUGCGCAAAUUUGAUCGAACCGACAGCGAAUUAGCCUGCGAGGAAGCGGCACGCCUGACCUCCGACCAGAACUAUAACAGUCCCGAUGAUGACAACGAUGAGGAGGAAAACGAUGACGAAGAUGGAGAUGGAGAUGGAGAUGGAGAUGAUGAUGAUGAGGUUAGCGUGUACGGCGAAUUGCCGCCACCGCCGGACGGUGGCUACGGCUGGGUCAUUUGCUUCGCCAGCUUCAUGUGCAACAUGAUCGUCGAUGGCAUCGCGUAUACCUUUGGCAUAUUCCUGAAUGAGUUUGUCGCCUAUUUUCAUGAGGGCAAAGGCACCGUCGCCUGGGUGGGCAGUCUUCUAUCUGGCGUCUAUCUGAGCGCCGGUCCCAUCGUCUCCGCCCUGGCCAAUAAAUAUGGCUGCCGUGCCGUUUGCAUCGCUGGCAGCAUCAUUGCCUGCAUCGCCUUUGUGUUGAGCACGUUCAGCGGAUCCGUCAGCAUGCUUAUGGCCACCUAUGGCGUCAUGGGCGGCUUUGGUUUCGGCAUGAUCUAUUUGCCCGCUGUGGUGGCCGUGGGAUACUACUUUGAGACGAAGCGUUCUCUGGCCACGGGCAUUGCCGUGUGCGGCUCGGGCUUUGGCACAUUCGCCUUUGCUCCACUGGCCACCUACUUGCUGGAUGAGUAUGGCUGGAAGAAUGCGCUGCUCAUUUUCGCUGGACUGAUACUCAAUUGUGCCAUCUUUGGCGCCAUGAUGCGGCCGCUAACCUAUCCCAAAAAGAAGAAGGUGAAGCCACUGAUGCAGCGCAUGUACGAGGAGAAGCAGAUGCAGCUAGAACGCGGCUCGUUUGCGGGCUCACAUUUCAUGGUCCAGUUGCCCGACGGCACCAUGGAGCGUAAGUUAAAAUUGCCACUGAAUGCCGAUCCUGGUGUCCAUUCCAGCCUAAAUCUGGAGCUGCUGGCCCAGCAAUCUGGCGGACUGCAUCCGGUCUCAACGCUGCCCACCAUCACCGAAUCCAAGGUGGUGGAACUGAAUGCUCAAUCCCCUCCAAACAAUGGCGCUGCCGAUAGCAAUGGUCAACUGUCCACGCGAUCUGGUCGCCGAUCGCAACGCAACUCGGAGAACGAGCACAGUCCAUAUCAGUCGCAGGAUGCGAUGAUACGCAAUGCAUCCCAGCCCGCCUUUCUCGCUGGCGAUCACCAAAGUCUUCCCAAAAACGGUUCGGUGCCAUCUUUUAGCCGCGUCCGCAAAACAUCCGGCAGUGAACGUUACCAGCCCUCGCUGGCAGCCAUACGUGCCUCCUCUCGCGCAGACAUCGAAGCGGGCGCCGGCGCCGACUUCAAUACCUCAAAAUUGUCGCUAUCCCAGCGUCAAGGCAGCUCAAGCGGCAGUGGCGGACGCAUGGUGCGUCCCAUGUCACGCAAGGACAUCUUCUACUCCGGCUCCGUCACAAAUCUGCCUCAAUAUCAAUCCCAGAAGUCGCUCACAAACUAUCGCAACUCUGUACUGUCGCUGACCAAGUACGAGAAGAGCAUGCAGAGCAUGCGCUUGGAUCCACUGGCGGAGGCGGAUAAGCAUCGUGAGGAGUACGAUCUGUGCCCGUGCCUGUGCAUACCCGAUUCGGUUAAAUCUGUUGUGAACACCAUGUUGGAUGUGAGCCUACUCAAGGAUCCCGUCUUUAUGCUAAUGGGCGUAUCCAAUGUAUUCGGCAUGGCUGGAUUAUAUGUACCGUUUGUCUACCUGGUCGAUGCGGCCAAGGAGCAUGGCAUAGACAGGAACGAUGCGUCAAUGCUGCUAUCCAUCAUUGGCAUCACCAACACCGUGGGACGUGUGGCCUGCGGCUGGGUGGCGGAUCUGCCACAGGUCAAUUCGCUGCUGCUCAACAACAUCUGCCUGCUGAUCUCGACGGUGGCCGUCACAUUGACUCCACUAUGCUACAGCUAUAGCGCCUAUAUAGCUAUGUCAAUCGCCUUUGGAAUCGCCAUUUCCGGCUACAUUUCGCUAACGUCAAUUAUUUUGGUGGAUCUGCUGGGCCUGGACAAGCUAACGAACGCCUUUGGCCUGCUUAUAUUGUUCAGAGGAUUUGCUGCACUGAUUGGCACACCGCUGGCGGGCUUCAUCUAUGAUCUAACCCAUACCUAUGAUCUGCCCUUCUACAUGGCAGGUGGACUGUUCGCCUUGUCCACCAUCACCAGCUUUAUGGCGCCCUGUAUGAAACGCUUUAGUAGCUCGGAUGAGACGCCAGUGCAUCCCGAGACGCUGACGCCCAUCGAUGAGGAGCAGGGCGAGGAUGCCGAGGAGGAGGAUGAGGAUCAACCAAUCACCAUUGUGCCCAAGAUCAUCAGAACUCUGGCCAGUCCACAGAAGGAGGAGCCGCCACAGCAAUUCCCCGCCACGCAACAGAAGUCAUUAACAACAACGGAAUCAAAGCUCUAAGCAACAAGAAUUUAAAACAAAGCAGAAACACAAACAAAUAAUAUAAAUAAAUUGAAGAGAGAGAUUGAAGCGGAAUGUAAGAAUGAAAGCGUAUGAAUAAGAGAUAUUUUUCUAGCAACAUAUACAAAGAAGAGCCAGAUCGAAGCAGGAGCACAGGAGCACAGCAGAGCCGAGGAAGUAGCAGCAGGAGAGCAAAAAUGAGCGCAACAGUUCAGGCAGGGGCAGGCCCAGGUCCAGGUCCAAAGCGAAAAGUAUUGUAAAGAGAGCACACAAAGAAAACUAUAUACAAAAAGCGCAUAUAUAUACAGUAUAUAUGUAUAUAACGAUACCGAUACCGAAACUAUGCCUAAGCAACUAUUCAAUAUACAUACAACUAAUUAUAUACAUAUGUUAUAGAUUUGCUUGAUGGCAAAAAGGAAAUUCAAGAAAACUUGGCUUAGCUUCGAUAAGAUUGUAGCAGAGCUCUGCUGCCAUAUAUAAAUAUUAGCUAUAUACAUACAAAUAUAUAUAUAUAUAUAGAAAAGGAAAAAAGUAAUAAUAAUAGUUACACGCUCAUAAAAGCAAAACAAAAACAAAAAAGAACAACAACAGUAACUAAAAACUUUGAUAAAAUCUGAUUGAUUAUAGUUUCAACUGUUAUACAACAAUAGCAACAACUGCAAAAGCAAUUAGAUUGUAAACUAUUUUUAUUAUUUGUCUGUUAAAUUUUACGAUUUUUAAAAUACUAUUAUGUACCAUUACUAUUAUUAUUAUUAUUAUUGCUACUGUAUUUGUUAUAUGUAUCAUAAUAACUCUCGAUCUAUAUAUUAUUACUGCUAAUAA